AUGGUUGGUAGGUACAGAUCUGGCGCUGGGUUCAGAGGCGGGCUUGGUGGAUUGGGAUAUCAACGUGGUGGUGGGUUCCCAGGAGCUAUCGGAGGUGGUGGAUUCCCAGGAGCUAUCGGAGGUGGUGGAUUCCCAGGAGCUAUAGGAGGUGGUGGAUUCCCAGGAGCUAUAGGAGGUGGUGGAUUCCCAGGAGCUAUAGGAGGUGGUGGAUUCCCAGGAGCUAUCGGAGGUGGUGAACUAGGAUAUCAACAGACAAUUAAUUUAUUAGUGCCAUGGACCCCGCAAUUUGCAGCAAGUUAUAAUAGUUUCGUUAAUGGUGGAGCAGGAUUAGGAGGCUACGGUGGUGGAGCAGGAUUAGGAGGCUACGGUGGUGGAGCAGGAUUAGGAGGCUACGGUGGUGGAGCAGGAUUAGCAGGCUACGGUGGUGGUGUUGGAAUGCGUGGCUUCCCAGGAGCUAUCGCAGGUGGCGGCUUCCCAGGAGCAUUCGGAGGUGGUGGAUUCCCAGGAGCUAUUGGAGGUGGUGGAUUCCCAGGAGCUAUCGGAGGUGGUGGAUUCCCUGGAGCUAUCGGAGGUGGUGAACUAGGAUAUCAACGGACAAUUAAUUUAUUAGUACCAUGGACCCCGCAAUUUGCUGCAAGUUAUAAUAGUUUCGUUAAUGGUGGAGCAGGAUUAGGAGGCUACGGUGGUGGAUGCCCAGGAGCUAUUGGAGGUGGUGGAUUCCCAGGAGCUAUUGGAGGUGGUGGAUUCCCAGGGGCUAUUGGAGGCAGUGGAUUCCCUGGAGCUCUCGGAGGUGGUGGAUUCCCUGGAGCUAUGGGAGGGGCUAGCCUCCCUGGACAAUUACUAGGCUUUGGUGUAACAACCACAUGA
This is a messenger RNA of Didymodactylos carnosus, 867 nucleotides long. Lineage: Eukaryota; Metazoa; Rotifera; Eurotatoria; Philodinida; Philodinidae. The record is from the annotation of a GenBank genome assembly.